Molecule: messenger RNA, 1051 nt
Organism: Prorocentrum cordatum
Lineage: Eukaryota; Dinophyceae; Prorocentrales; Prorocentraceae
Source: the annotation of a GenBank genome assembly
CAGGAGCCGCAUCCUCCCCCCGCGGCGGUGCCCAAAAACGACGUGGCCGCGGCGAGGGAACGCCUGGCAGAGAGAGAGGGAAUGCGAGCAACUAAAUGGCCCAUCUAGGAGGACUAGAUGGGCGGCGCUUCCGGCGCGGAGGUGGCAAGGACGGAGGAGGACGAGAAGGUGGAGAGAGCGGAGGAACCCGCAGAAGCCUCAGCUGUCCUCCACGCCGAUCUCGUAGUCGAGGUUGCCGUCGUGGUCGACGACGUCGUCGACGAUGCCGGCCACGAGCUCGUGCUGCUCCAGGAGCCGCUCGAGGCAGGGCUGCUCCACAAACUUCAGGCCCUUGGCGCGGCACUCCGCGCCUGCCGCGACCCACCUCAGCCGCCUCCAUCUCGUGCUCCGCGUCGCCUACCGACACAAUGUUGCGCCGCAAGGCCACGUCUUGCUCGCCGAGGGCGCCGUAGAACUCGUUCACCAGCUCCUCCGCUCGUUGAGGGCACUUCCACGUCGUGGGCGCAAACACGCCGGGCUUCUCGUGGCGCGAGCGCGCGGAGACGACCCUGACGCCCGCGAGGUGCGCCCGCAGGGAGGGCAGGAUCGCCUCGCAGCUCGCCUCCACCCAGCCCUGCUCGGCGUUGGUCACAUGGCCACGCCGCCACGCCUCUUCGCCCUCUCGAGCGUCACGGCGACCGCGUCCGCCAGGGCCUCCAGCCGCUCGUCCUGCUCCGGGGUGAUCACGGCGUCCUCGUCGAGGAGGCCCUGCGCCCUGAGCCACGAGGUGGGGAACAGCGUGUCGUCCCAGUCGAAGACGAUCAGGUUCUCGCACGGCGGCAGCCACGCGAGGCGGUCCUGGCCUCGGCCCUCGCAAGGCGGGGCGUCGCUCCCGGGCUCGGUGGACACCUCGGAGCUCGCGCCGUCCCUUGCUGCUGCCAUCGCAUCCCAGCUCGGCCUCGUCCGGCUGCACGCGGUGCUGGGAGCAAGGGUGGGGCAUGGCGCCACCCUGGGCAGGGCAAGGUCUCCUCGGCAGGCGGCAGCCUUCCCAGGCAAGGAGCCCAAAACAACU